ACCCCAAUCUUCCUGCGGCGACGCGUCCCCGCCGGAGCGCUGUCGGCUUCGACGGUGGCCGCGGGACGUGCUGUCGGAGAGCCGAAGGAGUCGCGUCAGCCCGCGCGCAACGAGAUACUGGAGUGGGCAUCCAAUGCAGCGAACAAGGAGAAGCUCCUACCCCUGCUGAAUGACGUCCCAAGCAGUGAGCCACUACCAGGCUGGUUGGCAGAGGUACUGGAGCAAUUCCUGGCCAGAGGAGAAUGCCUUUCCUCCGCGCUGUGGGCUCUGUCACCGGCGGCCUCUCGAAUGAGUGCUUGGCUAGAAGCACGGCUGGACAGUCAUCGAGUCCUGAUGCGAAUGGAGGAGGCUCGACAAAGCAUGGGAGAUCUUUCCUCCCAGCUUCUGCAGGCCACCGCCGCAUUUGGAGCCUGUGAGGAGGAGCUGCGGCGCACGGAGCGAGAGUUGGCGAGGCUUGAGGCUGCCCACAGCAAUGCGGUACAAAAGAGGCAGCAGCUGAUCCGCGAGGCCGCCGCGCUGGAAGCCCAAACGGAGAGGGCGACAAAGGUUCUGGAAAUUGCCGCCCCUCGGAGACGCGAAUGUGAG
Molecule: messenger RNA, 585 nt
Organism: Symbiodinium sp. CCMP2456
Lineage: Eukaryota; Dinophyceae; Suessiales; Symbiodiniaceae
Source: the annotation of a GenBank genome assembly